AUGAGCUCAACUUCAAUCUCUAGCUAUUCCUAAGGUUUUUAUAAUGACACCUAUGAAUAUAUAGCAUUAGCUUACUCAAUUACUGCGGUUGUAGUGGGCAUUUUAUUGGGUUUACUUGGAAAAUUUCACAUCAUGUUUAAUUUAAUAGAUGCAUUAGCAAUAGUUUAUUUUCUCUUUUUUGUCAAAGCAAAUCCACCUACAAAUGUGAUAGAUUUCCAGAAGAUGUUUGGAAAAUUUCAUUAUGAUAGAAUGUAUGACUACCUUAAAUCAAGUGUCUCUAACACUUACUAAUAUUAUACUAGUAUCAUGUUCCAAGCCUAUGGACUAGAUUCUUUCUUUUUGAACAAUACUACUCUUUCAUUUUGCAUCAUAAUAGGAAUGGUAGGUGUUUAUGUGAUCCUAAAGAUUGCAAGCUUCAUACCUAUGGGGAGACUCUAAACUUAUUUGAAAGAUUCACUGAAAAGAGCGUGGGAAUUCGAUUACUUUAUCUACAUUUUAUGGAUUUUCUACAAUUAAUUCUCUGUAUUUUGCUUCCUUUAAAAAGACGCAAUGUAUUUCGACUCUACUUUAUAAAAAGUAAAUUUUGCUAUCUUUGCUUUAGUAGCUUUGAUUUUGGUUGCUUUUCCUUUACUUUUUGGGUAUCUAAUUUCAAAAAACUAGGAAGAAAUAGCUUUGCCUUCAUCGAUGAGGUCCUUUUAAAUCAGAUAUUUAUCAUUAGUUUCUGGAUAUAAAAUAAGUGCUUCAGAAGAUAAAAACUAUUAAAAUGCAAAUGCCCAAAAUUAUAGUUUAACUAAAGAUUAAAAUCCUUAAGAUAAAAAAGAAUAAGCACUAAGUGUUUAAACUAAUAUUGAAAUUUAGCAAGAAGGUUUAAUAUUGAACACAUAGAAAUAAAUGGAUUCGACCCCCUUUGGAAAGUACGUGAAUAUCUUUAUUCUAUUUAGAAAAAUUAUUUUUGCAGGUGCUCUCGUUGUACUAUAAGAUCACAGAAUAAUCACACUGAGCGUCUUUUCUGGAGCUAAUAUACUUUUAUUUUUCCUCUAUAUCAUAGCUAGACCACACAUUUUGCUAAUAGAUAAUAUCAGAAAUGCCGCUACUGAAGCUUUAUUUAUUGCUAUGCAAGUUUUAAUUUACUUUUUUAAUGAUAUAACUUCUUCUACUACCUCAUAUAACACAAGCUAACCUGAGAUAGGAUGGGCUUAUGUAUCUAUUGGUGUUUUUAUACUGGCAAUUCAUUUAUUAGAUGUUUUAGCAAAGUUAUUCAUUGAGAUCUAUUGGUUAAUUAAGGGUAGAAGUUCUAAAGUAGCUCCUCUACCGAUAGCAUAAGAGAAUGAUUUAUAACACUAAUAGCAUUUGAAAGAAGAAGAAAAGAAAUCUCUUAACGAAAUUUAAUAAUAAAAUGAAAAAUAACAAGCAGUUAUCCCUUUACAGUAAUAACCUUAAUAAAUGCAAGGAGAUUAACCAUUAUAAUAGUAAAAUAUUCCAUAAUAAUCUUUAAAUAAUUAAAUGGCUUAAAAUUAAAACUACCCUGUAAGUCUUUAGCAUAUUUAAGCGAAUAAUCUAGAAGAAAAUAAACCAGAAAUUACAUAAAUUGAUAGAAAAAUGGAGGAAGUGCCUAUGAAGACAGCGAAGACUUCAUUUAAUGAUUUUUUGAUAUCCGAUAACAUGCUUCCUAAUUUAGCAAACGCUGAAGAGAGAUAAAAGUACAAGCAAAGAGUCAAACCAUUGCUAUUUAAAAGAAAUCCAUUUAUUCCUAAAAAUGGCUACUAUGAUAAUAUAAUUCAUGAUGGGGAUCUAAAAGUUAAUAAUAGCAAUAAAAAUGUUGGAUUUAAUGCAAAUCCUGUCUAAAGAAACACUUAAAACAUGAUGGAAAGAGCUACUGAUGUAGAUUUCUAAAAUUUUUGA
This is a messenger RNA of Tetrahymena thermophila SB210, 1902 nucleotides long. RefSeq names its product transmembrane protein, putative. NCBI's taxonomy places the organism in Eukaryota, Ciliophora, Oligohymenophorea, Hymenostomatida, Tetrahymenidae. The record is from RefSeq and is a predicted model, not a curated record. The transcript has a single exon.